This is a messenger RNA of Aphanomyces astaci, 1176 nucleotides long. Its product is annotated as CMGC/CDK protein kinase, variant. Bases 6 to 992 code for a protein of 328 amino acids. Gene Ontology annotation, molecular function: cyclin-dependent protein serine/threonine kinase activity; ATP binding. Lineage: Eukaryota; Oomycota; Saprolegniomycetes; Saprolegniales; Verrucalvaceae. The transcript has 4 exons. The record is from RefSeq and is a predicted model, not a curated record. Gene Ontology annotation, biological process: protein phosphorylation. Gene Ontology annotation, cellular component: nucleus.
CUCCAAUGCGAUCUUCAAGCGACUCGAUGGAAAGUCCGCGCCGCCGCGGCUUUGACGACAAGUACGAGCUCCUGGAACGACUAGGCCACGGAAACUUUGGUGAAGUGUAUCGAAUCCGUGAGAUUGCCACUGGGCAGGUGCUCGCUCUGAAGCGCAUCCGCACGGGAACAGACGCGUCCAAGAUGGACACGAUUCCCGCGGCGGCCUUCAAUGAAAUCCAAGCCAUGUAUCAUCUUGAUCACCCCAAUAUUGUGCAUUUGGUGGAUGUCGUCCCGGAAGGGGCCAGCGUCGGCCUCGUCCUCGAGUACAUGGAGACGGACCUGUCGCAUCUUCUAGCGCACUCGACCGCAGCUUUGUCGACACAAGAUAUAAAGUCCCUCAUGUUCAUGCUUCUCCAAGGUGUCGAGUGCUGUCAUGGUCGCCACAUCCUCCACCGCGACAUCAAGCCAUCAAAUCUUCUCAUGGAUCGACAUGGUGUGCUCAAGUUGAGCGACUUUGGACUCGCAACAGUGUACACCGGCCCGGCGCGGGAGUAUGCCCAUCAAGUAGCCACGAGAUGGUACCGCGCGCCGGAGCUCUUGUUUGGGUCCCGUUCGUACGACCACAAAGUGGACAUGUGGGCUGUCGGCGUCGUCUUUGCGGAACUCCUGCAGCACGCGCCGCUCUUCCCUGGAUUGAACGACAUCGACCAGAUAUUUCGUGUCAUGCAAGUGCUGGGGUCCCCGACCUGGCCAGGCAUGGCAGCGCUCCCAGACUACCACAAGGUCUCGUUCCCCGCGUUCAACCCGUUGCCGCUCGCGUCGCUCUUCCCAGACGUGGAGGAGUCAGCAUUGGACCUGCUCAAGUGCUUGCUGGUUUACGAUCCGUCCAAACGUCUCGAGGCAGCCGAGGUCGGGCUGCUUGUUUCCCCAACAGUUCAACUCACACGAACAGAUAUAGGCCUUGAAACAUGCGUACUUCUGGACAGAGCCACUUCCACAGCCGUUCAUUGAAAGGAAGGUCCAGGCACGUCAUGCAGAUCUAGAGUUCUCCGUCGGGGGCGUUGGCGGACGUGCGGCGGCAUCCGCACUCGGGCUCGACGCGCCGUUUUUCUAAAUUUGUGGACACUUGCCAGUUUCACACAUGGGAGUCUGUUUCAAACAAACGUUCGUUUCAAUUGAAUGUGUUUUAUUCCGA